Messenger RNA from Nelumbo nucifera (sacred lotus), 705 nucleotides. RefSeq names its product NDR1/HIN1-like protein 10. NCBI's taxonomy places the organism in Eukaryota, Viridiplantae, Streptophyta, Magnoliopsida, Proteales, Nelumbonaceae. Gene Ontology annotation, biological process: defense response to other organism. The record is from RefSeq and is a predicted model, not a curated record. Gene Ontology annotation, cellular component: plasmodesma; plasma membrane.
AUGUACAUGUGGGGUGCUUGUGGGGCACCCAGUGUGGGGUGCCAAUCUAAUUUCAUCUCUCCCAUGAAUUGGGAACAUCUCCUUAUGACAAACUUAGAAGAUGUUCCUAAUGCACAAGGGGGAAGAGUGUGGGACACGCUCUGUGGGUUCUCAGCUGUGGCCUCAAGGUUCAUAUUCUGGAUUAGUUACUUCAUAUUCUGGCUACUUGUUCAUCCAAAGAAGGUAGAAUGCCAUGUUGUUAAUGCUUCCUUCGUUGAAUUCAAUCAGUCAACUGAUGGGAUGCUUCAUUACAAUCUGGCGCUUAACAUGUCUCUGAGGAACCCAAACAACAAGCUUGGUAUCUACUACUCUCAGAUUGAGGGGAAUGCCUACUUUCACAAACUAUUGAUCGGUAACGUGACACUGAUACCUUUUCAUCAAGGCCACAACAACACUUCUAUUCUGAAUCCUGUCUUCAAAGGUGAAUCACCGGCAUUGCAGGAUACCUCCCAACUUGAUAAUUUCAAUGCAGAAAAGACUGCUGGCAUUUUCCAAGUUGAAGUUGAGCUACUACUACGAACAAAGUACAGGGUUGGAUUCUUGAGUUUUUCUGGCUAUGACCCGGAGAUUAAAUGCGAAUUGGGGGUUCCUUUGGUUUCAAAACUCAACUUAACCAAAAGGUUUCCAACUACUAAAUGCAAUGUUGUAAUCCAAUAUGGGAACUGA